AUAUAAAACACACAAACACUCGCGCAAACACAAAAUAAACAAAUACCCCAUGGUACUCUGCUUGAACCCCCUGACUUUGUCUGUAGUCCACUUUCCCUUCACUUUCUCUGUUCCACUACUGACUCCACCAAAACCCCACAACACACCCUUCUCAUGUUGAAUGAUCAAACACCUUCCACAAGCCAUGGCACAGAGCAACACCACACUGAGAGUGCAGAAAACGAACCACAAAUCAGAGAAAUCUACGCCUUAACUCCACCCCCAAGAAGAGAACCAAACUUUGAAACACACACACAUAGCCACAGCCACGACUCAUCUUCUGUGUCCAUAGAAGGUGGUUCCAGCGAGAACUUCAGCAUGAGUAGAGAAUUCAGUGCCCUCGUUCUAGCAGGCUCAAGCAUCGAAAACAACAUCACCACCCCAAGUCAAAUGAGCUUGAACACGAUGCAUGGCAAUGAAGAAGGUGUUAAUAGUCACACUAACAGCAACAACAAUUAUAAUAACAAUAACAAUAUUAAUAAUAAUAGCUACAACAACUUGGGGAGGAUUGGAGAGGAUGAGAUGUUGAUGAUGGAGGAGACUAACCCUUUGGCGAUUGUGGCGGACAUCAACCCUUUGGAGGCGGUUUCGUCGUCGUCCCCUCCGAGGCGUGGUGGAGGGACUUCUUCUGGUUCAGGUGGUGCUCUUAAUGAGGUGACAGUGCAGAGAGUGAGGAAGGAGGAGGUUGAGGCAAAGAUAUCGGCGUGGCAGAACGCCAAGGUUGCUAAGAUCAACAACAGGUUCAAGAGGGAAGAUGCUGUUAUCAAUGGGUGGGAGAAUGAGCAGGUUCAGAAAGCAUCUUCAUGGAUGAAGAAAGUUGAGAGGAAGCUGGAAGAGAAAAGAGCAAGAGCACUGGAGAAAAUGCAAAAUGAUGUAGCAAAAGCCCAUAGAAAAGCUGAGGAGAGGAGGGCAUCAGCAGAGGCUAAAAGGGGAACUAAAGUAGCCAGGGUUCUGGAGAUUGCCAACCUCAUGAGAGCAGUUGGAAGAGCACCUACUAAAAGAUCUUUCUUUUAAAUUAUAUAAAAUAAAUGUUAUGUUUUGAAACCACAGACAAAAGUGACGAAAAAGAGAAACAUAGAGUGAAAAAGAUUAUGAGCAUAAUAGAUGACAUAGUGUGAUAAGAGCCCCUGUUCCUUUUAAAUUUAACUUAAAGGGUUAAAGAGGGCUUGCAGUGAGAUAAGCAGUAUAAA
Molecule: messenger RNA, 1229 nt
Organism: Glycine soja
Lineage: Eukaryota; Viridiplantae; Streptophyta; Magnoliopsida; Fabales; Fabaceae
Product: remorin 4.2-like
Exons: 2
Coding region: 154-1053 (299 amino acids)
Source: RefSeq, a predicted model, not a curated record